AGGGGAGGAGAGACAGAGGGAGAGGAGAGGACAACAGGGUCUGCAGGUUAAAGAAUCUGCUCUAUUUCUAGCAGAGCUGUGCAGAAGGCAAGUUGGGAGCGGUGCAGGACUGUGACUAGUCACUCAGCUGCUCGGAUGAGGAAGAGCCAUGACAGGAUGCAGGGAUAACCAGAGAGCCUGACCGGAGACAGAACCUCCGCAGGGCAGAGAGGAGCCUGACCAGGCAGGGGGAGAGAGGGGUCAGCAACACUGGAGCUCAAGGAUAAGCCAUGGACUCUGCACAUCCCCGACGCCUGCUGGACCUCCACAAUGUUCCCUGCUAAUCUCCUGGUCCUGAUGGUCCUGUUGCUACCUCAAGUCGUGUCAGCUCGCGAGGGGGCUUCUGACCCGAGCACACCGCCACAGCUCAGCCUGGCUCAGACCAUUCAGAACUUGCUGCUGACCCGGCUGGGCCUGCGGAACCGGCCCGAACCCCGUCCAGGAACCCCCAUCCCGCAGUACCUGCUGGACGUCUACCGGUUCCACUCCCAGGACUUCCACCUGAUUCAGGACCCGGGCUUCAGGUUCCCCACCAGGCAUACCCAGGGCGCCAACACCCUCCGCAGCUUCCACCCCCUGGAGACUCCAAGACACCUCCUCCCGAGUAGCCAGGGGGAAACAGACAGCUUCCACAUCGUAUUCAACGUCUCGUCCAUUCCCAGGGACGAGCGGGUGACAUCAGCUGAGCUUCGCCUCUCCCGCAGGGAGCAGUCUGUGCCCUCCGGGACUCAAAGGGUUAACUUAUACCAGCUCCCUGAUCCCAGGAGCCCAGCAGACACCGAGACCCGGCUCCUGGCGUCCAGGCUGCUGGCAGAUGACCACGAUUCGCACUCCUGGGAAAGUUUCAGCCUUGGCGCGGACUUGUUUGACACACCCAAUGGCCAGACGCACCAUGUGGCAUUCGUGCUGGAGGUGACGCACCUGAACAGCAGCCGCCCUCCGGAGCAGCGAAGGGAGCGUUUGAGGGUCAGGAGAUCCGUGGGCCAGGACCAGCCCAGCUGGGCCCAGGAGAGACCCCUCCUGGUGACCUACAGCCACGACGGGAGGGGCCAGCCCCUGGCCCAGAAGAGGGUCGAGCCCAGGAGGACCAGGGGCCCCUGGGAGAGAAGGGUGAAGCGCAACGGCAGGUUGCACAAGCUCAAGAAGAUGGCCAGGGCGCGCUGCAGGAGGCACCCCCUCUACGUGGACUUCAAGGACGUGGGCUGGAACAAGUGGAUCGUGGCUCCCAGUGGCUACCACGCCUUCUUCUGCAUGGGGGAGUGCCGCUUCCCGCUGGCCGACCACAUGAACUCCUCCAGCCACGCCAUGGUGCAGACGCUGGUCAACUCGGUCAACAGCAACGUGCCGCGGGCCUGCUGCGUGCCCACCACACUCAGCCCCAUCGCCAUGCUCUACCUGGACCAGCACGACCGGGUGGUGCUCAAGAACUACCAAGACAUGGUGGUGGAGGGCUGCGGCUGCAGAUAACAGCAGGCCGCGCCCAUCUCAACGCGGGGCGUCCCGGUUUCGGACCCUGAAACCCAUAGCGCAGUACGAGUACAGGCUCAGUGCCAGCAGACACGGGACACCUCAGACAGAAGUUCUGAGAAGCGCCGCGGGAGGAACUGAGCGAGAGGGUGUUUUCUGGACUGGGCUCCACAUUUCUGUGCAAUGGGUGAAUUAAAAGUAAAGAGCAGCAAACGUGAAAACAAACAGGUGGAAAGACAGUACACAUCUGAGAAACUGCCACUUGAAAAGCUUUCCUCUAAGAAUAUGUUUAUAUUUAAAACUGUAAGGGAAAUAUUUUGCUUUUAUUGUAAAGAUGUCUCUAAUUCAAAAUAUCCACACCGUAUGUUAUAAACCAGGGGUGUUCCAGUCCAGUCUUGGAGGGUCAGUGGGUAUAUAUCGCCUUUCAAGGCUUCUCUGGAGCAGCAGCACCUGGAGAGAACAGGGAAAAGAGGUUAAACUGCUCAGUUUAAGCCAAUGAACUCUCCUGGGAACGUUAAGAGCUGAGCAGCUCUGAAAACCACUGUGAGGACACAGAGGGCCUCUGGGACUGUUUCUAAUGAAAAUGGGCCCUUAAAAUGAAUGAAAGAAUAAAACUAGAAACAUGAGUGUACCAGUAUUAAAUAAACUAGAACUAGGAAACUAGGAACUAUUUAAAUUCCAUGAAAGCCCCACAUUGCAGUCUUGCAGUCUAACAGAACAGUUUUUACAAAGACAGGUGGUUGAACAAGGGAAAACAUUAAUAGUAACAGUGAUCGGAAGGGUGUGCUGCUAUAUAGUCAGAGCUUCACAGACAGGAGAGAAGCCUCUUCACGCAACACUGGAGCGCAGGUCUCCUCCAGGGCAUUUGAUCUUAGAGAAAAAAGCGGCAGAGCGGUGGCUCUGUGGCUCAGGAUCUGUGCCUGUGGCUGGAAGGUUGCCGGUUCAAAUCCUGCAACC
Molecule: messenger RNA, 2463 nt
Organism: Lepisosteus oculatus (spotted gar)
Lineage: Eukaryota; Metazoa; Chordata; Actinopteri; Semionotiformes; Lepisosteidae
Gene: bmp16
Product: bone morphogenetic protein 16
Biological process (GO): BMP signaling pathway
Cellular component (GO): extracellular region
Molecular function (GO): cytokine activity; growth factor activity
Source: RefSeq, a predicted model, not a curated record